CAGGGCCAAGGCAGCCCAGCAGACAUGAACUUGGGAGGCAGCGUGAGCCUCACGCAGGGGAGCAAACCCUGAGUCCCACCCAGUGGUUCUAGAAGAAUCAAGCCUUAAAGCACAUCUGGUUCCCUGCGUCACUUACCUGCACCCUUCCACCCUGGGGCUCAGAGUCCAGUGCCUUAGCUCAGAGGAGCUCGAAAGCAAUCAUGAGCCACACACGCUUGCUGCUGUUGCUCUGCAGCCUGGCUGGGAGCACUUGGAGCAAGGCGGCCAGUACCAACCCAAGGCUCAAGCUCUCCUUCUCAGAGUUAAAGGCUCGCCACGGGCUGCGCACCCAUGAGCUGGAACACUCCUGCUGCUACGACACACUGCUCUUGGAUGAGGAACGUGGCUGCCUCUUUGUAGGAGGCAAGAACCACCUGGCGUCCCUGAGUCUGGACAACAUCAGCAAGCAAGACAAGAAGAUAUACUGGCCAGCACCUGUGGAGUGGAGGGAGGAGUGCAACUGGGCUGGCAAAGACAUCAAUGCUGAGUGCAUGAACUUCAUCAAGAUCCUGCAUCUCUACAACCGCACUCAUCUGUAUGCCUGUGGCACGGGCGCCUUCCAUCCCACCUGUGCCUUUGUGGAAGUGGGGCAGCGCAUGGAGGACCCUGUCUUUAAACUGGACCCUGCGGCCACAGAGGAUGGCAAAGGGAAGAGCCCCUAUGACCCCCGGCAUGUGGCCGCCUCAGUGCUCGUGGGUGAGGAGCUGUACUCUGGGGUGGCCACUGACCUGAUGGGCCGUGACUUCACCAUCUUCCGCAGCCUGGGCCCACGCCCGUCCAUCCGCACUGAGCAGCAUGACUCCCGCUGGCUCAACGAGCCCAAAUUUGUGGAUGUGUUCUGGAUCCCUGAGAGUGAGAAUCCUGAUGAUGACAAGAUCUACUUCUUCUUCCGGGAGACAGCGGUGGAGGGGCAGCAGGGGCUGGGCAAGUCCAGCUUUGCCCGCAUCGGCCAGAUCUGCAGGAAUGACAUGGGUGGGCAGCGGAGCCUAGUGAACAAGUGGACAACAUUCCUGAAGGCCCGGCUGGUGUGCUCUGUGCCAGGCAGUGAUGGAAGCGACACCUACUUUGAUGAGCUGCGUGACGUCUUCCUGUUGCAGACCAAGGACAAGCGCAACCCCCUGCUUUAUGCCGUCUUUUCCACUUCCAGCUCAGUGUUCAAGGGCUCCGCUGUUUGCCUGUACACCAUGCAUGACAUCCGCAGAGCCUUCCUGGGACCCUUCGCACACAAGGAGGGCCCCAACUACCAGUGGGUGUCCUACCAAAGCCGCGUGCCAUACCCCCGCCCUGGAAUGUGCCCCAGCAAAACCUUUGGCACCUUCAGCUCCACCAAGGAUUUCCCCGACGAUGUGAUCCAGUUUGCUCGCAACCACCCACUCAUGUACAACCCCGUGCUGCCCCAUGGCCAGCGGCCUGUCUUCCUGCAGACCAACGUAGACCACACCUUCACCCGCAUUGCUGUGGACCGGGUGACUGCUGCUGAUGGGCAUUAUGAUGUCCUUUUCAUUGGCACAGAUGUGGGCACAGUGCUUAAGGUGAUCUCUGUGCACAAGGAGAGCUGGCAAAAUAUGGAGGAAUUGCUGCUGGAGGAUCUUCAGGUGUUCAAGUAUCUAUCUACAGGCAAUCUACUGUGUGUACUACAACAAUCUUGUCUCUGCACCAGGGAUCAUGCCCACGAUUCGUCCCCUGUCACCAGCAUGCAGAUCUCAUCCAAGCGGCAACAGCUCUACCUCGGCUCCAGGACGUCCAUUUCCCAGCUGCCCUUGCACCGCUGCGGGAUCUAUGGGAAAGCCUGCGCAGAGUGCUGCCUGGCCAGAGACCCCUACUGUGCCUGGGAUGGCACCACCUGCACUCGCUACAUGCCCAAUACUAAGAGGCGUUUUCGGCGGCAGGAUGUCAGGAACGGGGACCCCAACAUGUUAUGCUCAGAAGAUCCUCACCGCAGCAGUGUGCUGGAGAAGAAGCUAUAUGGGGUCGAGGGCAGCAGCACCUUCCUGGAAUGUGUACCCAAGUCCCUGCAGGCCCAGGUGGUGUGGACCUACCAGAAAGCAAGUGACACCCCGAAGAAGGAGGUUCAGCUGGAUGAGCGGGUGGUGAAGACUGACCGAGGGAUCCUUAUCCGUAGUGUCCUGCACAAGGACACUGGGCUGUACCACUGCCAUGCCACAGAGCACGGCUUCACCCAGAGCCUGCUGCGUCUCUCAUUGGAGGUGAUUGGUGCACAGCAGGCUGACUCGCUGUCCUAUUCCUGGGAGGAGGAGCCCUCAGAGCCUGCCAGCCACAAGCUGUGGUACCGGGACUUCCUGCAGCUGGUGGACCACCCCAACCUGAGCACGGUUGACCAGCUUUGCCAGCAGUUGUGGAGCCGCAAGAGCCACCAGCCCAAAAAGAAGCCCCCACUGCCCCCACCCCUGAGUGUCAAGGCCAAAAACCACAAGUGGAAGCACCUGGAGGAGAAGCGCAAAGCCCGCAGCCGGCGGACUCAUGAGGUGCCUCGAGCAGAGAGAGGACCCCGCAGCGCUGCCGUGUGGUGACCCACUGGGGCCAGGAGAGCACAGCCAGACUUCUGUUAGGAGAGGGUGUGUUUCAGAGCCAGGACAGCUCCCAGAAAUCCCAGCCAGGAAUCUACUAGAAUGUUUUUAACCUUUUGGGGAUGAUGAGAUUGAACCCGGUUUGGUGCCAAACAGCCGAGAGGUGAUGAAAGCACCCCUUAGAUCCACUGCGACUAACUGUAGUGACACAUUCCCUCGGAGCUGUACAUGUGGCUCAUCUGGAAGGCAGCAAGAUGGGAGGAAGACGUAGAAGAGCAAGUGUGAAGAAAGUGAAGGAAGGCUGCUGCUCCAGGUAGGAUGUGUGAGUGCAGCCCUGGCAGCCUGUGCUCAGCUCCAUGGACACAGUUAGGGCAUGAAAGGAGAGCGGGACAGACAGAACUGGACACCCCAGCGGGCUUGUACUAAAUUAACACAAUAAAAGCAGUUGAUUAAUCCGCGGCCUCCUGCUUUUGAGAAAUCAAUGAAAGUCUCCUCCCUGUCCCGCGACUAGAUCCCCACUGCCUCAGUCUGAGAUAGCAAUCCUGGCAUGUGGCUUAUGCAGCGACCCAGAGGCAUGACCAUAGAACACAGAGCAAUUCAGUGGGUGGCAAAGGUAACCCACACUCUGUCCCUCCCAAGCAGUUGGGGUACAAAAAGGAUGAGGAGCCCCUGAUAGUGGAGCUGGAACCAGUGGGCAACAUGCCUGGAGUGCAGGAGACUUGACAGGUAGAGCUGGAAAGAGUAGGGGUUUACUGGGGGCCUAUGCCUCUCUAGCUCUGCAAGGGCACUCACAGGCCUUGCUGGAGGAGGCAGAGUGCAAUGCACAUUGGACAUGAGAUGGCACCAGUCUCUGGGGUCUGCCUACAGCCUGGAUUCCUGCCCAAGGACAGGACACUCGCUGACACCCCUGGUGGUGGCAGCAGACCCUCCUGCCUUCCGCAAGAUUCUGCUCUGAGGGUAAGCCUGUUCUGAUUGGCUGUCUUUCUUACUGCCCCACCUCCUAGGUCUCUGCAGUCAAUCAGGGUUGCUCUGGAGUCAGCACCAGUGCAUCCAACCUGCCCUGUGAGAGUAGGGCCUAUUGCUGAGGGGUGCGGGGAGGGCAAGAAGAGCCUCACAGCUUGGGGCAGCUCUGCGUGCUCCUGGUGCCCCUGCCUGCUUGGGAGGGGGAGGAUGAAGCACCCCUGGAACUGCUCCUCCCAGGCUGUGGGGGGAGAAUUGCCCCAAGAAGGCAGGAAGGAGGCUGGGGCAAGCUGAUGGAGGCUGGGCUGCCAUGCAUGCCCCCUGGGGCCAGGGGCACAGGGUUGGAGGUGGUGUCAGAGGCAGCCCUUCAGUGCUUCUGUAGCAUGCAGUGGCUUUUGUGAUGCUUAGUGUGCUUAGCCUACACCACCGGAUGCCACUGGACACUUCCAUGGGGUGAAUUAGUGGAUGAAAAUGGAGGCCCUGGGCGUGCUGGGUCUAAGUUGGUAGUUGCAGAGUGGUGGGUGUUAGGGUGUAGGACAGGGUUGUAGGGUACUGGGCAUGGGAGUUUGAGUGGGGGUUGGGGCCUGAAUUGUUGGGGAUCACUAUGCGGCUGAGUAACCUCCAGUUGCCCCGAUGGGUCCCCUAAGCACUGGGCCCUGGAAGCAGUGGAGGAGAUUGACUUAUUGGCCCAACACCAGGUGGGAAAGCUGGGUUUCAAGGGGCCAGUGUCUCUCUUUGCCUACCAGCCGGCUGGUUCCGAUCAAUCAUUUACAACAGCAUCAAUGCCAAUGCCUUUUACCCAGAGUUGGAAGUUGGAGGACUGUGGUGUCUGUUCUUCCUUGCCUCUCCGGCCUGGCCAUGCCUUCCCUCUGUCAGCCAUCAGAGGGAGCACCACAGCUAUGCUCAUCAGGCAGGCAGGGACAGGUCUGAGGAGCAGUGGGCACUGCCAGGGGGAAGAUUUGUCAUCUGUGCAGACCUACCACUGAUCAGAUGAGCCAAGCUGUGGUCACCACCCAACACCAGAGCUCAGAGCUUCUGCAGUGAUGGGGUGGAUUGGGGAGGAAGGAGCAGGGGGGUUUGCACUGUUCUCAGGCCCCAGUGAAAGGAGCCAGUGUGAUUAGUAGGGUUCUGUGAAAUUUCACCACCAGUUUUCACCAGGCAAAACUCGUAACAUGGGUGCUUGUGCAACUAGUGCCUCUCAUCAGGCAGCAGGACUGAAGAUC
This is a messenger RNA of Alligator sinensis (Chinese alligator), 4750 nucleotides long. It is a transcript of the gene SEMA3B, whose product is annotated as semaphorin 3B. Gene Ontology annotation, biological process: axon guidance; negative regulation of axon extension involved in axon guidance; neural crest cell migration. Gene Ontology annotation, molecular function: semaphorin receptor binding; chemorepellent activity. The record is from RefSeq and is a predicted model, not a curated record. NCBI's taxonomy places the organism in Eukaryota, Metazoa, Chordata, Crocodylia, Alligatoridae. Bases 201 to 2570 code for a protein of 789 amino acids. The transcript is spliced from 20 exons.